This is a messenger RNA of Physcomitrium patens, 2295 nucleotides long. RefSeq names its product cholesterol 22-hydroxylase CYP90B27. Gene Ontology annotation, biological process: sterol metabolic process. The record is from RefSeq and is a predicted model, not a curated record. Lineage: Eukaryota; Viridiplantae; Streptophyta; Bryopsida; Funariales; Funariaceae. Gene Ontology annotation, molecular function: heme binding; monooxygenase activity; iron ion binding.
AUGGAGGUCGAAAGAGGGUUGCUGUGUGGUUUGGUUGUGAGCUGAGUUUGCAAUCGGCUUCGGUAACCAGCUCGGGAGAAGAGUGGGAGUGGAGUUGUCUGGAGUGUCUUCUCGUAGACGCUAGCUAAGCUUUGUUGAUGAGCUCUGCAGUGAUUAGAGCUUCAGGAGAUGCUCUCUCUAAGUGUCACAAUCACUGUUUGGGUUGGAUAGUUCGCAGCACAAUUGUGGAAAUUCUUACAGUAUGGAUUUCUUGUGAAAUCUAAACAGCGGGGAGAGAGAGGUGCACGUUAAACGAAAUGGAUACGACACUGGUUUUGCACGGGUUGGAGAUUGUAGCUUUUAUUUGUGUUUCCUUGACUCUCAUUAUGCAACUGUGGUCUAGAAACAACGAGCAGGCAAAAAUUAACAAACGAUUGCCUGGGGGCUCGUUCGGUUUGCCCCUUCUCGGAGAGACGCUGAAGUACAUGGCUAGCAUGAAGACAUCUAUGCCCACAUUCAUGGCGGAGCAUCGGCAGAAGUACGGCGAGAUGUUCAAGUCGAAACUGAUGGGCGCCUUUUGCAUUGUCACGACGAAAUCAGACACGAUCAAGUGGGUGUUGGCCCACGAAGGCAAGCAGUUCGUGACCGGGUAUCCGAAAUCCUUCCGUAAGGUGUUGGGAGAGUACACCGCACUGAGCCUCCACGGCGAGCAGUGGAAGAGUACUCGGAGGUUCCUGGUGAACAGCCUCCGUGUCGAGCUCCUGAAGGAGCGCAUUCCGAUGAUUGAGCAAACAGUGUUGGAGAAUCUGAACUCGUGGGCGAUCAAAGGGUGUGUGAGCAUUCGAGAGGAGACGAAGACACUGGCCUUCAAUGUUGUAGCGCAGUACCUGCUCGGAUCAAGGCUGAAAUCGGGGCCCGUGAACGAUUCCCUACGAAACGACUUCUAUGUGUUGACGGAGGGCCUCUUCGCAUUGCCAAUCAAUUUUCCCGGGACUAACUUCAGGAAUGCUCUUGAGGCGCGCGCGCGCAUCUUGAAAACACUGGAGGAAGACAUCGUCAGCAAGCCGCGACCAGCUGGAGAUGAAGAUCAGUACGUCGAUUACAUGGACUACAUGCGGAAAGAGAAUUUGCCGGGAACUACGGAUGAGUUGCUGCGCGAGAAGACAAGGUGUCACAUCCUUGGGCUUCUGUUUGCUGGUCAUGAGACAGCCGCAAGCGCGAUGCUCUUUGCCGUAAAAUAUAUCAUGGAUAAUCCCCGCGUCUGGAAUGAGCUUCGUGCAGAACAUGACAACAUUCAAGUGUCGAAAUUCGAAGGGGGCAACCUGACUUGGGACGAUUACAAGAACAUGCGGUUCUCGCAAUCAGUCAUUACGGAGACGCUGAGGCUUGCAAAUCCCGUCGCGCUGCUGUGGCGUGAAGCGACCGAAGACGUGCAAUUGAACGGGUCUCUAAUACCGAAGGGAUGGAAGACGGUUUGCGCAAUCCGAGAAGCGCACCACGAUCCUGAGUUCUUCGACCAUCCACAUGAAUUCAAUCCGUGGCGCCAUCAGCAUGAAGUGCUGAAUCCAGCUAAGAAACCGCCACUGUUAGCAUUCGGAGGGGGCCCUCGGUAUUGUCCCGGAGCUGAGCUAGCCCGUGCUGAACUCUGCAUUUUUCUGCAUCACCUUGUGACGAAGUUCGACUUGAAGGCCUGCGAGACGGAAAUUGUGUCCUUUUUCCCAGUCCCUAUGUUCAGCAAUGGACUUCAAGUGCGAGUGCAGGAGCGCGACCCUGCAACGAAAUGCUCCCAAAAAAUCAUGGCUUAUUAAGUCGCCUUCACUUCAUCCGCAGUGUUGUGAUCCGUGGAUUAUCUUUUGUUGUACAGACCAUUACUAGACAACUGCCGCAAGGCAUGAAGAAAAUCUGAAACAAGGUCAGUAGCAGAAACUCAGAAAAGAUAAUUUAUUCAAGCAUAGAGUGUAACAAUACCAAUACCCAGGAAAUUGUUCCGGACAUUCCUUUUUGAGGCAGACACAGACAAAUAGACGGACAAAUCAGACACGAAUAUGAAGACCUCAGACCAGCCUAUAAAGCCAACAUCACCAUUCGCAGGUUCUGAAGAGCAAUUUCAAACACAUGGGGGGGACAGUAAUAGUUAGAGCGAUAGGAUGUGGGUUCAAAGGUCACGGUUCGGAGAGUUUUGGUGCACUGGUGUAGUUGAGAUUGGGACCUAAUCGUCAAAUGGCCUUUGCUCACGGCCAAGCGCUUGCAACGAGUCUGACAUGUAUGAUACACUCUUGAAUGAAACAAAGACAAUUCAUGAAGUUGUUUAUCCUC